This is a messenger RNA of Hylaeus volcanicus, 1221 nucleotides long. Its product is annotated as mucin-19-like. Lineage: Eukaryota; Metazoa; Arthropoda; Insecta; Hymenoptera; Colletidae. The transcript has 3 exons. The record is from RefSeq and is a predicted model, not a curated record. The coding region runs from base 1 to 1221 and encodes 406 amino acids.
AUGCCGGCGGGAUCUCCGGAUCCUAGCAGGGCCUCCCAAGCCGGUAAGGCUCACACUGGGAAGCGUUGUAGCCGGGUCGUCGGUGAGUGCAGGGGUGAAGAGACCGGGGUGGUGGAUGUUCUUGGACCAUCCAGGUCUGGGACAUCGGGCGGGGCACGCGAGUGCUUCGUGGUGUUGGAGGGGCUGCCGCGCCCGGAAGAGGUCGCAGAGGAAGGCGCGUCGACGAAGCCCAGCUCUAGGCCGUCGUCGACACGCGGGCUAAGGGCUGCUGGCUCGUCAGCUUCGCGGGCAGGCUCUAGGGCUGGUCAGCCAUUCGCCGGCCUUGCUCCGGUUUGUCCGCGGGCAGGCUCCCGGCUGGGCGAUGCUGAGGACGAUGGCGUCUCCGUGACGUCCAUGUCCUCGGCAUCUUGCGGCGGGGUCAAGCGCCGGGUUGGUAUGCACCGGCCCGCGUCGCCCCCGGCGACUCGGGCGUCGGCCAAACGAGCCCGAGGUAAAGAUGCCUCGCCCCCUGUGGACAUCGACGAUCCGCCUGCCGCCCUAGUCCCCAGCCCCGCAAGGCCUCUGGAGGGUGGAUAUGCCGGAGCGGUGAGGAGGCGGACGACCCCUGCGGCUGCGGUUGGUGCCGUAGAUUCCUCCACGCCGGCGGUUGGCGGGGAAACCUUCCCCGUCAGUAUUAAGCCGGCGGGGAGGAAGAAGAAGGGUAGGGGGAGGAAGAGGGGAGCGCAGGCUGCCCUACCAUCCACCCUUCCCCAACAGUCGUUGGCUCCUCCCCCCACUAACCCUGCGACGGCACCAGCCAACCCCGAUGGGGCUGCCUGGUCGCAGGUGGUGGGGAGGCGAGCGAGGAGAGCAGCCGGGACCGCUUCGGCCGCUCCCGUGACCCCGGCCCCUCCUCAGAAGGGCACGAGCAAGAGGGCUGGAAGACUAAAGAAAGCGCCUCCUCGCGUAGUGGCCCCUCCCCGUUCGGCGGCGGUGACGAUCACCGUCCCGGAAGGGAGCAAGGCAACCUACGAAGAGACCAUUAGGAGGGCUCGCCAGGGCGUUGAUCUGGGUGCCCUCGGAAUUGAGGCCCUCUCAAGGAAGAGGGCCGUCACUGGAGGCCUGAUCGUUCAGGUCCCCGGUGCUGAUGGGGCCCUAAAGGCCGCCGCUCUGGCGGCCAAAGUGACCGCCGCUCUGGGGAGCCUAGACGUGAAGGUGGCCAGACCCGUCAAGAAGACGUAA